This is a messenger RNA of Protopterus annectens (West African lungfish), 8047 nucleotides long. It is a transcript of the gene NOTCH1, whose product is annotated as notch receptor 1. Bases 396 to 8033 code for a protein of 2545 amino acids. Gene Ontology annotation, cellular component: membrane. The transcript has 34 exons. Gene Ontology annotation, biological process: multicellular organism development; Notch signaling pathway; regulation of DNA-templated transcription. The record is from RefSeq and is a predicted model, not a curated record. Gene Ontology annotation, molecular function: Notch binding; calcium ion binding; signaling receptor activity. Lineage: Eukaryota; Metazoa; Chordata; Ceratodontiformes; Protopteridae.
AGGUCUUUACCCAUUUACUAACCACCUUACGUUUCUCACGUGUACCUCUUAAUUUGUGUAAGGAUUAUUAAGACUGCAACAGUUUCAAAAGAGAAGUGCAGUUGGUGUAUCCUUGUGGGUGGGAGUCCGGAUAGAGUUAAGAAUUACCCGUGUGAGUGCAGGGCACCUGAGCGGAAGGAGACGCGUUGCUGUGUGCGUGCUGGUAGUUGGACAGUCCGGCAGAGUUUGUGGUACCAGCAGUUUGUGGCGAAUGCCAAAGGUGGUAGGAUUAACUGGAAGAGCAGAUACGACUUACAAAAGCACUUUCUUUUACAAGGAGUUAUCGCCAUUGUCAUACAAGAUAAAUUAAGGAUAUUAUUCAAGUGCAUUUCAGUCCACUGAAUGAAGUUGGAUGUAUGUUAACUGGAACUGAAAGUUUUUUUGUAUUUAACGGCACAGGAAUGCUACGUCCGUGGGUGCACUUAUUACUUGUCACUUCACUGCCUAUUGUAACGCGAGGGUUGCGGUGUUUUCAGUCUGCUGAAUUUUGCCUGAAUGGUGGAAGAUGUCAAGCUGUAACCGAGAGAAGUACGAAAUGUGUGUGUAGUAGUGGAUAUGUUGGUGAACGUUGCCAGUUUCCUGACCCUUGCCUUAGCUCUCCAUGUAAGAAUGGUGGAACAUGUCGCCCUACUGUCCAUGGCAACACUGUUGGCUACACCUGUGAAUGUCGCUUGGCCUUCACUGACAACCUGUGCUUGACACCUACUGAUAAUGCCUGCGUCAACAACCCGUGCCGAAAUGGAGGAACCUGUGAACUUGCAUCAAGCCUAACUGAAUUUAAAUGUAGAUGUCCUCCAGGAUGGUCAGGUAAGACGUGUCACCAGGCUGAUCCUUGUGCAUCUAAUCCCUGUGCCAAUAGUGGUACAUGUGUUCCCUUUGAUGCACACUACAUCUGCAAGUGUAUGUUAGGAUUUAUGGGUGCAACAUGCAAACAGGACAUAAAUGAGUGUAAUCAACAGCCAUGCAAGAAUGGUGGAAGUUGCAUUAAUGAGUUUGGAUCGUAUAAAUGCACAUGCCAAAAGGAAUAUACUGGCCAGAAUUGUGAAAACAUUUAUGUGCCGUGUAACCCUUCCGAGUGUCAGAAUGGAGGGACUUGCCGACAGACGGGAGACACCACGUAUGACUGUACCUGCCUUCCAGGUUUCUCAGGGAAGAAUUGCGAGGAGAAUAUUGACGAUUGUCCAGGUCACAGUUGCAGAAAUGGAGGAAUCUGUGUUGAUGGAGUGAACACCUAUAACUGUCGAUGCCCCCCAGCGUGGACAGGCCAGUUUUGUACCGAGGAUGUUGAUGAAUGCCAGCUCAUGCCCAAUGCCUGCCAGAAUGGAGGCACUUGCCAUAAUAGUGUGGGUGGUUACAACUGCGUUUGUGUCAAUGGCUGGACAGGAGAGGACUGCAGUGAGAAUAUUGACGAUUGUGCAAAUGCUGCUUGUUAUGCUGGUGCCACAUGCCAUGACCGGGUAGCGUCCUUCUUCUGUGAGUGCCCACAUGGCAAGACGGGGCUGUUGUGCCAUUUGGAUGAUGCGUGCAUUAGCAAUCCCUGCAAUGAAGGAUCAAACUGUGACACAAACCCUGUGAAUGGAAAGGCGAUCUGCACUUGCCCGCCAGGUUAUACUGGCCCAUCUUGCAACCUAGAUGUGGAUGAGUGCUCUUUAGGUGCCAACCCUUGUGAGCAUGCCGGCAGGUGCAGGAAUAACCUUGGAUCUUUUCAGUGCCUCUGCCAACAGGGAUAUGCAGGUCCUCGCUGUGAAAUGGAUGUGAAUGAGUGCCUUUCUAAUCCAUGCCAAAAUGAUGCCACAUGUCUUGACCAAAUUGGAGAGUUCCAGUGCAUUUGUAUGCCAGGCUAUGGUGGUAAUUUCUGUGAGACGAACAUAAAUGAGUGUGCGAGCUCUCCUUGUUUGAACAAUGGAAUUUGCGUUGAUAAAAUCAAUGAAUUUCUCUGCAAGUGCCCCACAGGUUUCACUGGGCCUUUGUGUCAGUACGACAUAGAUGAGUGUGCCAGCACGCCAUGUAAGAAUGGAGCAAAGUGUCUUGAUGGCCCUAACAAAUACACAUGUGAAUGUGCUGAAGGUUUCACAGGAACCCACUGUGAGACGGACAUUGAUGAAUGCAUCCCAGAUCCCUGUCAUUAUGGUACCUGUAAAGAUGGCAUUGCAACAUAUACCUGCAUCUGUGAUCCAGGCUACAUUGGGCCCCAUUGCCAGACCAACAUUAAUGAGUGCCAGAGCCAGCCGUGCCAGAAUGGUGGCACAUGCAAUGACCAAGUUAAUGGGUACAGUUGCGGCUGCCUAAAAGGUACCACGGGUGUUAACUGUGAAGUAAAUAUAGAUGACUGCAUCAGUAAGCCAUGUGACUAUGGCAAGUGCGUGGACAAAAUUAAUGGCUAUGAUUGUGUCUGUGAGCCAGGAUAUACUGGAAUAAUGUGCAACAUCAACAUCGAUGAGUGUGCUUCUAAUCCUUGCCGCAAUGGUGGAACAUGCAGAGAUAACAUCAACAGCUUCAUCUGUGUAUGCCCAGAAGGAUAUCAUGGUGCUAUGUGUUCCUCUGAAGUAAAUGAGUGUAACAGCAAUCCUUGUAUUCAUGGGGAGUGCCACGAUGGAGUCAACGGGUACAAGUGUGUUUGUGACCUUGGAUGGAGUGGUACAAACUGUGACAUUAACAAUAACGAAUGUGAAUCGAACCCCUGCAUGAAUGGUGGCGUUUGUAAAGAUAUGACCGCUGGCUACAGCUGUACCUGUCAGGAGGGCUUCAGUGGACCUAACUGCCAGACUAAUAUUAAUGAGUGUGCCUCGAAUCCAUGCCUAAACCAAGGAACCUGCAUAGAUGAUGUUGCUGGGUACAAGUGUAACUGCCUUUUGCCCUAUACAGGUGCGAACUGUGAGGUGAUACUGGCCCCAUGUGCCGAUAACCCAUGUAAAAAUGAUGGCAAAUGCAGAGAGUCAGAAGAUUAUGAGAGCUUUUCAUGCUUAUGUCCUGAAGGAUGGCAAGGGCAAACCUGUGAGAUUGAUGUCAAUGAGUGCGUUAAGAACCCUUGUCGAAACAAUGCUGUGUGUCAAAACUUGAACGGAAGCUACAGGUGUGAUUGUAAAGCUGGGUACACAGGACGGAACUGUGAAACUGACAUCGAUGACUGCCAGCCAAAUCCGUGUCAUAAUGGAGGUUCUUGCACUGAUAGCAUUGACGACUUUUUUUGUGCCUGCCUUGCUGGAUUCCGAGGCCCCAAAUGUGAGGAAGAUAUUAAUGAGUGUGCCAGCAACCCUUGCAAAAAUGGAGCCAACUGUACUGAUUGUGUCAACAGCUACACAUGCACUUGUCCUGCUGGGUUUAGUGGCAUCCACUGUGAAAACAACACACCAGACUGCACAGAGAGUUCCUGUUUUAAUGGUGGUACAUGUGUGGAUGGCAUUAACACCUUCACCUGUAUAUGCUUGCCGGGAUUUACUGGAAGCUACUGCCAGCAUGAUAUCAACGAGUGUGAUUCUAGGCCAUGUCUUAAUGGAGGCACCUGCCAGGACAGCUACGGAACAUACAAGUGUACAUGUGUUCAGGGAUACACAGGAAUUAAUUGCCAGAAUCUUGUGCGCUGGUGUGAUUCUUCACCCUGUAAGAAUGGCGGGACCUGUUGGCAGACUGGUAUCUCGUACCGCUGUGAGUGCAAAAGUGGAUGGACGGGCCUUUAUUGUGAUGUUCCAAGUGUUUCCUGUGAAGUGGCAGCCAAACAGCAAGGUGUUGAUGUCGCACAUUUGUGCAGGAACUCUGGCCUUUGUGUUGACAGAGGAAAUACCCAUUACUGUCAGUGCCAAGCGGGGUAUAAAGGCAGCUAUUGUGAAGAACAAGUGGAUGAGUGCUCUCCAAAUCCCUGUCAGAAUGGAGCCACGUGUACUGACUACCUUGGAGGUUAUUCAUGUGAGUGUGUUCCAGGCUACCAUGGGAUUAAUUGCUCCGAGGAAAUCAAUGAGUGUUUGUCCCAGCCAUGUCAGAAUGGCGGAACCUGUAUCGAUCUGAUCAAUACCUACAAGUGUUCCUGCCCCCGUGGAACCCAGGGUGUGCACUGUGAAAUUAAUGUGGAUGACUGUAGUCCAUUCUUUGAUUUGGUUACCUUGGAACCGAAGUGUUUCAACAAUGGCAAAUGCAUGGAUAAAGUAGGUGGCUACAUUUGUGACUGUCCUCCAGGCUUUGUUGGGGAGCGAUGUGAAGGUGAUGUAAACGAAUGCCUUUCAAAUCCAUGUGAGUCACGUGGAACCCAGAACUGCAUCCAGCUUAUUAACAAUUAUCAGUGUGAAUGCAGGCCUGGUUACACAGGUCGCCGAUGUGAUACCAUAUUUGAUGGAUGCAAAGGAAAUCCAUGUAAGAACGGAGGGACUUGCGCUGUAGCCAGUAAUACCCUGCAUGGCUUCAUUUGCAAAUGUCUUCCUGGCUUUGAUGGUGCAUCAUGUGAGUAUGAUUCACGCACAUGUGGAAGUCUAUAUUGCCGUCAUGGUGGAACCUGCAUCUCGGGCCCAAAGAGUGCCAAGUGUCUGUGCCCAGCUGCUUUUACUGGCUUGGAGUGUCAAUACCCUACUAACAGCCCAUGCAACUCAAAUCCUUGUUACAAUGGAGGAACCUGCGAGUAUGCAUCUGAGCCCCCUUAUUUCCACUGCAAUUGUCCCACCAACUUCAAUGGUCUGCGAUGUCAUAUAUUGGACUACAUGUUUCCUGGAGGUGAGGGUCGUGAUAUCACCCCCCCUGUAAUUGAGGAAAAAUGUGAGAUACCUGAGUGCGCUGAACGCGCAGGAAACAAGAUCUGUGACGGACAGUGUAACAAUCAUGCCUGUGACUGGGAUGGAGGUGACUGCUCCCUAAAUUUCAAUGCACCCUGGAAGAACUGUACCCAGUCUCUGCAGUGUUGGAAAUAUUUCAGCGAUGGAAAGUGCGAUGACCAGUGCGACAAUGCAGGAUGCCUGUAUGAUGGAUUCGACUGUCAGAAUUUGGAUGGUCAGUGCAACCCCUUGUAUGACCAGUACUGCAAAGACCAUUUUGCAGAUGGCCACUGUGACCAGGGGUGUAACAAUGCAGAGUGUGAAUGGGAUGGGCUGGACUGUGCCAAAAACUUGCCAGAGAAACUUGCUGAAGGUACUUUGGUGGUGGUGGUUCUUCUGCCCCCUGAGCAGCUGAAAAAUAGUUCUGUUGACUUCUUGCGUGAGCUGAGCCGGAUCCUACAUACAAACGUCGUGUUUAAGAAGGAUGCUAAUGGAGAAAACUUAGUCAUUCCCUACUAUGGCAAUGAAGAGGAGCUGAGGAAGCAUCAUAUCAAGAGGUCUGCAGAAAGCUGGUCUGAUAUCCCCAGUGCUGUCUUUGACAGAAUGAAGAAGUCUAUGUACCGAGCUGUCCAUUCAAGGAAAAGGAGAGAGCUUGAUCACAUGGAAAUCAAGGGGUCCAUUGUUUAUCUGGAGAUUGAUAACCGCCAGUGUUAUGUGUCCUCCUCUGAGUGCUUCCAAAGUGCGACUGAUGUUGCUGCCUUUCUUGGUGCCCUGGCAACUGGGGGAAACCUGGAUAUCCCCUACAAGAUUGAAGCUGUUAAAAGUGAAAAUGUUCCAGAAUCACCAGAGCCCCGGUUAUACCCAAUGUAUGUGGUGGUGGCUGCUCUUGCUUUUCUUGCCUGCAUAGGGGUUGGUGUUCUUGUGUCUCGGAAGCGGCGCAGGGAACAUGGACAGCUGUGGUUCCCAGAGGGAUUUAAAGUGACAGAGUCAAGCAAGAAGAAGCGCCGUGAGCCUGUAGGGGAAGACUCUGUUGGACUCAAACCACUAAAGAAUGCCAGUGAUGGAGCUUUGAUGGACGAUAACCAGAAUGAGUGGGGUGAUGAAGAGAUAGACACCAAGCGAUUUAGGUUUGAAGAGCAGAUAAUGCUGCCAGACUUGGAUGAUCAGACUGACCAUAGGCAAUGGACUCAGCAACACCUGGAUGCAGCAGACCUACGUAUUCCAUCCAUGGCUCCAACUCCACCACAGGGAGAAAUUGAUGCAGAUUGUAUGGAUGUCAACGUGCGUGGCCCUGAUGGAUUUACACCACUCAUGAUUGCAUCAUGUAGUGGAGGGGGUUUGGAGACCGGAACCAGUGAAGAAGAGGAGGAUGCGUCAGCUAAUGUUAUUUCAGAUUUCAUUUAUCAAGGUGCCAACCUCCAUAACCAGACUGAUCGAACUGGUGAAACUGCCCUGCACCUCGCUGCAAGGUACGCUCGCUCUGAUGCUGCUAAGCGCCUGCUGGAAGCAAGUGCAGAUGCAAAUAUCCAAGACAACAUGGGACGGACACCCCUGCAUGCAGCUGUGGCCGCUGAUGCUCAAGGUGUUUUCCAGAUUUUGAUCAGGAACAGAGCAACAGAUUUGGAUGCAAGAAUGCAUGAUGGGACAACUCCACUGAUUUUAGCUGCACGGCUUGCUGUUGAAGGCAUGGUAGAGGAGCUUAUCAAUUGCCACGCAGAUGUCAACGCAGUGGAUGACUUUGGCAAGUCUGCACUACACUGGGCAGCAGCUGUGAAUAAUAUUGAUGCAGCCAUUGUUCUACUAAAAAAUGGUGCCAACAAAGACAUGCAGGACAACAAGGAAGAGACACCUUUAUUCCUUGCAGCUAGAGAAGGAAGUUAUGAAACUUGUAAAGUUCUUCUAGAUCAUUUUGCCAACCGGGAGAUUACUGACCAUAUGGAUAGACUCCCACGUGACAUAGCUCAAGACCGCAUGCACCAUGACAUUGUGCGUCUUCUAGAUGAAUAUAAUAUAGUAGGAAGCCCAGCUCUGCAUAAUGGUCCAAUGGGAGGACCAACAUUGUCACCAUCUGUGUGCUCACCCAGUAGCUAUAUUGGAGGUCUGAAGCCUGUACCACAGGCAAAGAAGGCAAGAAAACCAAGUACAAAAGGUCUUAAUUGCAGUAGCAAGGAUUCAAAAGAUCUCAAGGCAAGAAGAAAAAAGUCUCAGGAUGGGAAAGCUGGGCUUCUCGAUAGUUCUUCACUGUCACCUGUGGAUUCCCUUGAAUCACCACAUGGCUGCUAUAUGUCUGAUGUUGCUUCUCCUCCCUUGAUGAACUCCCCAUUCCAGCAGUCACCCCCCAUGCCUCUUAACCAUAUGCAGAGUAUGCCAGAUGCACAUGUGAAUGUAAGCCAUCUUAAUCUGUCUGGAAAGCAAGACUUGUCUUUGGGAGCAGCUAAUAGAUUGCCUUUUGAGUCAGUGCCUCCCCGUCUGUCUCAUCUUUCUGUCUCUAGCCCCAAUGGCUCAGUCAUGAGCAAUGGAGCCAUGAGUUUCACCAUAGGUGGAUCUGCUGGUAUGAAUGGACAGUGUGACUGGCUAGCUAGGAUGCAAAAUGGGCUGGUACAGAACCAGUAUAAUUCGGUAAGAAAUAAUGUGCAAUCUGGUGCUCACCCACAAAGCCAAGCCCUUCAGCAUUCCCUUAUACCUUCUCUUCAUAAUGGACUGCCCUCCGCAACUUUGUCUCAGAUGAUGAGCUACCAGGGCAUGCCUAACACACGGCUGACCACACAGUCUCACAUCAUUCAAGCACAGCAGUUACAGCAGCAAAACCUUCAUAAGCAGAUCCAGCAGCAGCAGAAUAUUCAACAACAGCUACAGCAGCAGCAGCAUAAUGCCAGUUCAAACAGUGGUGGCCACCUUAGCCAGCGUUUUACCGGCAAUGAUCUUAACCAGUCGGAUAUGCAGCAGAUCUCCAUCUUGCCUCAAGAGACCCAGAUUAUUUCAGUGUCAUUACCUUCUUCCCUUAGUCAGCCUAUAGCUACAACACAGUUUUUGACUCCUCCCUCUCAACAUAGCUACCCCUCCCCUUUGGACAAUACCCCCAACCACCAGCUUCAGGUGCCAGAUCACCCUUUCUUAACACCAUCGCCUGAGUCACCUGAUCAGUGGUCAAGUUCAUCACCACAUUCUAAUAUGUCUGAUUGGUCAGAAGGUGUUUCCAGCCCUCCUACAAGCAUGGCAUCACAACAGAUGGGGCAUAUUCCUGAACAGUUUAAGUAAAAAAAAAAUAUAUA